GCUGGCGGGCCUCGUUCUGAACAUACUUGGGCCUGAAAUUAUGGCCUCUUUCACUUUGUCCAAUAACGAAAGCCCAACAACUAAAUUUAAAAGCCAGCUAGCAACGCUCACAGUCACAGCUCACUUUCCCACUCCCACCCUCUGUUUCUCAUUUCAUCACUCUGCCGUCAAAAAUCUCUCUCUGUUUGCUCUUAGAAGUUAGAACUCUUUAACGACGAUGAGGAUCCUGCUGGAAGAAAGGCUGAGCGACGCUCUGGCACCCGAAGCCUCCGCCGCGGCGUCGGCGGCCAUGGCACAGACUUCAUCAGGGGAGGCAGGCCGAUAUUAUUCACAGAAAUCAAUCGAAACGCUGGUGGUGGUGCUGGCGGCGAUCACCAUCGUCGCGGUGUUCGCCGGGAUGGUGGCGCGCCUCUGCGGUGGGAGGCAUUUGAGCAGCCGCGAGCAUGACGUUGAAGGAUGGGUCGAGAGGAAGUGCCGGAGCUGCAUCGACGGCGGCGUCACCGCCGUCCCUCCUCCCGCUCCGGCGCCGCCUGCGGCGGCGGAGGAACCCGCCAAACCCGCACCGGAAGCGAAACCAGCUGCGGAAGAGCCAAAGAAGUGACAAAAACUGCGGCGUCUUUUGGAGUCGUAUUAUCGACUUCUAAUGUAUGUGUGAUUUUGAUUCUUGUGUAAAAAUGCGGAGGAGUUCAUUAAUUAAUUUUGAUCGCAGUGUUCUACUUCCCUUCUCGCUUCUUCUUACUUAGUUACUUCAAAUUUAAGUUUGGGAAGAAUUAACAUUGCAGAUUGACUUAUUAUCGUAAUAAGCUAAGCAAGCAUUUUUCCAGACUCCAGAGGCUAAAUUACUUGUAUUAUCGAAACAUUUCAAGUUUUGCUACCCACAACAUUUCUUCAAUGUCAAGCAAGCAUAAAAGGUAAUGUAACAG
Linum trigynum is the source of this 923-nucleotide messenger RNA. The record is from the annotation of a GenBank genome assembly. Lineage: Eukaryota; Viridiplantae; Streptophyta; Magnoliopsida; Malpighiales; Linaceae.